Molecule: messenger RNA, 1107 nt
Organism: Pseudophryne corroboree (corroboree frog)
Lineage: Eukaryota; Metazoa; Chordata; Amphibia; Anura; Myobatrachidae
Product: histone H2A type 1
Exons: 1
Coding region: 49-441 (130 amino acids)
Biological process (GO): heterochromatin formation
Cellular component (GO): nucleosome; chromatin
Molecular function (GO): protein heterodimerization activity; structural constituent of chromatin; DNA binding
Source: RefSeq, a predicted model, not a curated record
CUGUUGAAAAAGAGGUCUUUUUUUGUUAUAUCAUUGAACCUCACAAGCAUGUCUGGAAGAGGGAAACAAGGCGGCAAGACCCGUGCUAAGGCAAAGACUCGCUCAUCCCGUGCCGGUCUCCAGUUCCCAGUCGGUCGAGUUCACCGUCUGCUGAGGAAAGGUAAUUAUGCCGAGCGAGUGGGAGCCGGUGCACCGGUCUAUCUGGCCGCGGUACUGGAGUAUCUGACGGCUGAGAUUUUGGAGCUCGCCGGAAACGCCGCCCGCGACAACAAGAAGACCCGCAUCAUCCCCCGCCACCUGCAGCUGGCUGUACGCAACGACGAAGAGCUCAAUAAGCUGCUCGGUGGUGUGACCAUCGCCCAGGGAGGCGUUCUGCCCAACAUCCAGGCUGUACUGCUGCCCAAGAAGACUGAGAGCCACAAAUCGGCCAAGAGCAAGUAACGUGAUGCUGGCAGCUUCCACCACAGAUCCGAUAUGUACCCGACACACAACACAAAGGCUCUUCUUUGUGUUGUGGUAGUACACACAGCUCCCAGGAGAGCUGUGUGUACUACCAUUGUCAUUUACUGUAUCGCUAGCCGCGCUUUUAUUAACCACACUUCAUUCACAGACUGUGGUGCAGGGAACAGGAUCAUUCUGUAUUAUACAUUACACAUGUAUGAGCUUUAGCUGCUAUAUCAUUUGCAAAUGUUACGAUGCUCUCACUUCCGGCGCUCUUUCCAAUUGUGGUUUAGUCUAGUGAUCGCAUAAAUGUUCCCUCUGCUAUCACUGCAUUCUGCCAUUGAGGCCCCUUCAGCUUUUCUGGGACGUGCACUGAUCGUAUAUAGCCGGGAUUUCCUACCUAAGCUCGGCUUUGUGUGCGAGUGAUCUAUCUUAUCACACGGCGCAAUGAGAAAACGAUAUUCUCUAUCCGUGCGCUCCUCACUGCAGGAGACAUGCUGGAAAAGCAGCAAUUCUCCAAGGCGAUGUAUCGGGAACACUGGUAUAACCGUGCUCUGGCCGUCAUGGAAUUAUUUCAUACAUACUGUGUAAACAUUUCUUUAUCCCUCUGGCUUUUGUUUAUCUCUUCAUCAUAACGUAUACAUGUAUUAGAUUUGUCCAGUCAGU